This is a messenger RNA of Nerophis lumbriciformis (worm pipefish), 1458 nucleotides long. It is a transcript of the gene creld2, whose product is annotated as cysteine-rich with EGF-like domains 2. Lineage: Eukaryota; Metazoa; Chordata; Actinopteri; Syngnathiformes; Syngnathidae. The record is from RefSeq and is a predicted model, not a curated record. Gene Ontology annotation, molecular function: calcium ion binding.
CAGAUGGGCUGACGCGGAAGACUGGAAGUGGCGGAGGACAGUUUCCUCAGCCGGCAUGUAAAUACUGCUUUGUUGCGCUUUGGAUCUCAACGCCGAUUCAUGUAUUAUUGCGCACGGUGCUUUUAAAUGUGUCCGGUAUUAUUGUUAUAAGUUCAUGGUAGUGUGGUUUGUAUUGUAAGUCCCGAUGAAACGGCGAGAUGCUGUCAACCGGUCCAGAACUGAAGCUCCUCUGGCUUUUGUCCUGUGUUCUUCUUUUUUUACUUUUCCAACUUGUGCAUUCAAAGAGGGAUUUACAAAGCGCCUGCAGUACCUGCCAACAAAUUACAAAUAACUUCAACAAGGGCUAUGACAGAACUGCAAAGAAAAACUUUGGUGGAGGUAACACCGCGUGGGAGGAGAGGAAACUGUCCAAAUAUGAGACUAGCGAGAUCCGUCUGACAGAGAUCAUGGAGGACCUGUGUGACAGCAGCAGCUUUGAGUGCAACCACAUGUUAGAAGAGCACGAGGAGCUUUUUGAAACGUGGUGGUUCAGGAGGAAAACAAAACAUCCUGAUCUGUACAAAUGGUUCUGCAUUGAGACCAUUAAAGUGUGCUGUCCUAAAGGCACGUUUGGACCCGACUGCAAUGCGUGUGUGGGCGGCUCUGAGAAGCCUUGUCACGGCAACGGCAUGUGCAGCGGCGACGGAACCCGCGGUGGAACUGGCAAGUGCAGCUGUGACCUCGGCUAUGAAGGGGACUUCUGCCUCGACUGCACGGAUGGCUACUUCAACCAAGUGCGGAACGACUCCUACUCCCUGUGCACAGAAUGCCAUUCUUCAUGCAAGACGUGCAGCGGGGCCACUAAUCAGGACUGUGACCACUGCAAGGAUGGCUGGGAAGAGGACGAGCAGGAAGCUUGUGUUGAUAUAAACGAGUGCUCUAAGGACACGCCUCCAUGUGAAGAAGACCAAUACUGCCUCAACACGGAAGGCUCCUACUCCUGCAAAGCCUGCGAUAAAGCGUGUACGGGAUGCACUGGUGCCGGCGCUGACAAGUGCCAAGCGUGUGCCAGCGGCUACCAGGACACUGAGGGCACCUGCACAGAUAUUGACGAGUGUACCCAGUCGGAGUCACCAUGCAAGAAGGAGCAGCAGCUGUGCGUUAACAAUGAAGGCAGCUAUGAGUGUGUUUGCAUCCCUGGUUACGAGGACCAAGAUGGAGAGUGUGUACAAAAGCAGGAACAAGAAACCAACGAGGAGGAGGAAAUGACCGAAAGUCCUCGCGAGGAGCUCUGACAGUGUAACAAGUGGUACCAAUCCCACAGAACCUUUGGAAAUAUUCACGCUGCUCAUUUAAAAAAAAAAAAAGCACUUAGGCAGCAUCCAAAAUUAAUUCCUACUGUUGGAAUGAGAUUUUAUGCAGUUAUUGUGGAUCAUUUACUGCUUUUUUGUUGUGAUAUUUUAAAGUAAAUAAAGGUGU